CCGUUAGUGUGCUAUAUAUCAAGCUCCCUUCGAUUUACCUUGAAGUUGAUUUGCCCAGGUUUUGAUUUUUAAUACUAAAUCCUUUGUACAGAUCACGGUUAAUCCGCCUUCUUGAUCUUAAUUCUUUAGGCACCCUGUGGAAAUGUUUUUUCGUGUGUGUAUUUAUAUUUAACCCAAGGAAGAUAUGAAAUCUUAGUCAUUCUGCAUUAGAGAUUAUGAAGAAUGGGAUGCGGCCCCAGCAAGGAUGAGAGCGCACACCCUGUGCGGUCCUCCGACACGUACACUCUGAAUCUCUUUGGAGUUUACGAACGUGUCUGGGAUUUCCGAGAGACACAUGACGUAUUUCAGGCUCAGGCGCCGCCUAAAUGCAUCCAGCUAUGGGACGACCCUGUCCUCUGUACCCCCAAAGACUGCCAGUCCUUUCGGGCUAAGAUAGAGGGCGUUCACUCUCUGCUGCUCUGUAAGGACCCAGAGAACCCAGACUUUAACCAGGGGGAACUGGACACCAGCUAUUUCCUCACUGUCAUCGAAAAACUGACGUCACGCACUGACAUCAUCAAACACCUGAUACCCAACGACACACUGCGGACCGUCCACAAGAAGGUGGAGGUUUACGUGGGGGUGGUCCACUGCCGGGUGUGGAGGGCAGGCCGCUGGGUCGACAUCUUCGUGGACGACUCCGUGCCCUCAGUCGCUAACAGCGGGGGUAUACGUCUUCUCUCCUACUGCCACGACAAGGACGAGCUCUGGUUGACGUUUAUUGAAAAAGCUUGGGCCAGAUUUUGGGGAGGGUACUCUAACAUAGAGUAUGGAUAUAUCCAUGACACAUACUCCAGUCUGACCGGGGGAAUCUAUGACGCCAUCAAUCUGGAAAAGACGCGACUAAAGCCCGGUGAUAUCUACUUCCGGAUCCGGCGUGCGAUCUCCCAGGGUGCAAUUGUCGGCUGCGCCGUAUCUAGGAAGCAUGACGGAGUUUACGGUCUGACGGCUGGUGACACUUUCACUAUUGAAGACACUUACCAAGUUCAUACGCAAAGAGGGAAAGAAAUUCAUCUUCUACGCAUGCGUGAUCCUUUGGGAUACACGAUUUGGAAAGGUCCUUGGAACCAAAACGGCAGCGAGUGGGCGUCUUUGCCGCCGGAACACGACCAUAUACUGAGCUCUGUCAGCGACCAGGAAUUCAUCAUGGCGUUCCGUGACGUCAUUGCCUACAUGGAGUAUGUCUGUGUGUGUUCCAUGACACCGGUGGUCGACCAGGAAAACAACAACAAACCUGUACAUUUAAGGUUUUGUACACACAUAUUCGGGGAAUGGCGAGGACAGACCGCUGCUGGCAGCAAGAAGCUCUUGGACAACCCCAAAUUUUCCUUCACCAUUCCAAAGAGUGGUUUCAGUAAGGACCAGAGCCCGGUCAAUGUCGGCAUCUCCCUUCUCCAGUUCUGUAAGGACCGACUGGAUGGCAGGGUCCCCAUAACGCUCAGGAUGUUCAAGGCUAGACAGCAGAAACAAGGGAUGCUGAUCGAAGAGAUCGGGGAGACAUUUGAACAGAACUUUCAGCAGGUCCUGAGGACGAUGAAACUGAGGCCGGGGAAGUACAUGAUCCUCCCCCACACCGCCAAGAUGAACACCGAACGUCACUUCCUGAUCCGCCUUUAUACUGCAUUACCCCUCAGGACUAUUCAGUGGAUACCCUCUACUGAGCCUCUGCUAUUACUCAAAGAAGACAAACCCUUGACUCUGAAGGACCUAAAAUGUACAUUAGACUGCUGUGAGGAGGUGUGGGGCAGAUGGACAGAGGGGCUCCAGGGAGGCUACAUAUACGACAGGGACUUCGACCUGAACCCCCAGAUCGACAUUUCGGUACCCGAGGGGGGAGAUGAACUAAAACAGGUGAUUCGAUUCAAAGUACUCAAAGACUGGAAUUCAGACGAUGCUUGCCUUGGGUUCAGACUGUUCAGGAUAGGACCGGAAGACGCGGUUCCCAAGGAGACACAAUGGCUGUACAACAACUGGGAGCACACCGUGAGAUGUAGGGACGGAUCCAUUGAGGGGUGGGAGUGGGAUUACCUCGCCCCCACGUUCCUUGUGGAACCGGGCCGGUACUGCGGCAUUCUGUACAACGAGAAACCGGGCGGAAGUGACACGGCCUUCUGUAUCAUGGUGUACUCUGCUGUUCCUUUACAGAUCAAAGGCUACAACUUGGGUAACUGAAAAAAGGAGCUGUUGAGCAAUAAACAUAACGAAGCAGAAAUGGCCCCCCUCCGAAUUAUUUAGGAAUCUGGUCUUACGAGGACGAGGAAUAAUAAACGAUGUAAAAACACAGUGAGACGCUGACUAACGCGGUAUCCCCAGCCAGUAUACUGAAGGAAAUCCCAGAAAAACUUCUCCGUUUGAAGCAAACAAUCUGUGCGGGAAAAAAAAAAUUGGUCAAAAUGAUGGGCAUUAUAUAAUAUAUAUGUAAAUGAAGAACAUUAGAUCGAUGUCCAUGUGUAUCUGUAUUAUUAUUCAUACUCAGACACCCUACUACAAGCGUGAACAACAACUGGGUACAUUUUUAAAUAUUUGUCAUAUAAAUUUGCUCUAUACAUUUUAAAUUGUAAGAUUAAUCUUAUAAUAUUAAACUUAUACAAUGUAUGUAAUUUAAACUUAGAGAUACUUGUAUCAUAUUCAGUCAGUUGGCUUUACAUGUACACGUUUGUAUACCGGUCAUAUAUAUACGCUCCUUGUAAAAUUGACGUGUCCCACCAAUACAUGUAUCAUUAAAGGGUUCACGUCUGACAUACAUGUAUAACAUAUAGGAAGGCAAUAUGACUGUGUGUUUUCAGCAACUGGAAAACGACAAAAAUACUUCACUCUUGUAAACAUGCGAGCCAGGACACUAAGAUAGCAAAUGUGACUUGCAUUUCCGGAAGAUCGUAUGGUAUAGACCUAUGCAGUCAGUUUGAAUUUUAAGUACAUGUGUGUGUAAAUAUAUUUUUAAAAGACUCGCUAUCAUCUUUAUUUAACUGUUCAGGAAAAUGAAAGUACGAAAACUUCAUGAAUUUCGCUCUUACUCACUAAAUUUCGUUUAUCCUAUUGAUUGAAAAUCUAUACUUACAAAUUAAGGCAUUUUGCAAAUAAACUACAAAAUGCCUGCACCAGAGUACCUGCUUACAUCUUUGGUAUUUCAACACAUGGGUGAUGAUGUCCGUAAGGUAUAAUUGAAUUUUAACUAAUAGGUUAUUAUUGUGAAAUUAAUCAAAAACCUACCUUCAUUUUCGAUAAACAAGCCCAAAAUAGCAAAAAUGAGAGAAAGGUGGUGGACACGCUUUGGCAGAUCAAAGACAGGGAAAUAAUAUUGAAUAGUUACGUAAACAGUAAAUACAUUUAUUAGAAACUUACCAGGAUUACACAUAGAAGUUAAGAUUUGACAAAUGUUGAAUAAAUGAAAGAAGGCAAUUCGUUUCUUGAGUGGGUGAUUUUAGUUUUGUUUUGAUAGAUAGAAGCUAGCGCUUCGCGACCUCUAGAGAAAGAAUGGAAUAGAACUUUCCAGAACGGGGUAACCAAGAACGAGGUUUGACUAAUUAACGUCUUGGCGAAAAGUGUCCGACGAUUAUUUCAGCUUGCCCCGGGGGGGGGGGGGAGGUGUUGAAGUAUAUUUUUGUUAUCUUUUUUAAUGUUAUUUAAAGAAAUUAGAAUUUUACAGGGAGGGGGCGGACCUCCUAACCCCUCUCUAGAUCCGCGCAUGAAGAAAAAAUUCGGACACAAUAUGUACGGGAAAAAAAUAUGAUUCAACAUUAUUGCAUAAUGUCAUUCAUUUGUUACGUAUUAAUUCCCGCGCUCGCGCGGGUUAUCAUCUAGUAUGAUAUAAUUUUAGAGUGGAAUUUAUAUAGAUAUUGUUACACACCCAAGCGAUUUGUGUCGCGAAUAUCCAAAUAAAUAAAAUUACGGUUUUCCGUCACUUCCUGUAAUUGAGUUGAUCUUCCUAAGUGUAGUGAAUUAUAAAUUUUGAAUUUUCAUCCUUAAAGUGUCAUCUGUUUUUUACACUUUAUUCAUUUAUAUUAAUAAAAAAAAAGAUCUUAACCGUUUUCCACGCACUGCAUGGUAUAUGCACCGAACCAUCAUUUAUAUCAUCUGUAAAAAGUAAAAAUAA
Molecule: messenger RNA, 4132 nt
Organism: Magallana angulata
Lineage: Eukaryota; Metazoa; Mollusca; Bivalvia; Ostreida; Ostreidae
Product: calpain-1 catalytic subunit-like
Exons: 16
Coding region: 223-2211 (662 amino acids)
Biological process (GO): proteolysis
Cellular component (GO): cytoplasm
Molecular function (GO): calcium-dependent cysteine-type endopeptidase activity
Source: RefSeq, a predicted model, not a curated record